GGCUCGAAGUUUCUAGACCUUUGUUACAGCAAUAUGACAUUAGAAGCGAAAAAUCACACAAAUAUUUUUCUUACGCUCUAAGUGAGAACUUGUGGAUUAAUAGACAACCGCCAGUCUUGAUCGAUCCGUAAGGUUCAUUCUCGCCGGAAACGCAGACACACAUAGAUCGAUUUAUGUGACCAAUUGCUCAUGAAGGUCAACUGGAAAGUUUUCGGCGUAUUUUACUCAUCCAUGUUACCUAACAUGCGUGUAGCGACUAAAAACUGGCACAACGGCAUACCGGAAGAGAAACAUUUAGACGAAUUUUCGCUUUCAACGUCAAACGUGAUGCAACAUGUAGCUGUAGCGAAUCAGAAAUCUUAAAACUAUUUCACUGCCAUUAUUCUCUUCCUGUUCAGGUAGUGGAAAAGCAAUAUUGCUAACAGUCUCAUUUCUCAAAUUUCAAUGAAGCCAUGGAAAUAAAUACAAUGAGGCUGAGUCCGUGUCAUCGAAAUUUGAAUCUCGAAACCGCUCGAACAGCUCUCUGCUUUACGAAAUUCAGAUAACAGAGAGAAAGAUUACGUCGUGUAUCCGUCCGAAGCUAAUGCUUGCGUUAUUGUGUGGGACGCGCAUAGAACUCUUGUUGUUUACAGCGAUUAGGAGUCUCCAUCAAAUAUUUGUUCUUCUCGAGGCAGUUUAACAGAACGCGCCACCUUGUUUUGUUUUUUUCCGUGAAGAAAGGAGAACAAUCGCCGACUCUUCGUGACCGAUCACUCGAGCCCCUCCGGGCGACAACGUUCCCUCAUUGGUCCGCAACAUCGUUCGCAUCGUUUGUGCUUUGCAACGCGUUAGCGUAGCAUAUUUUAUAUGCACGCAGACAUUUGCCUGAAGUGAUCAGGAAGACACACGUUUCUCAGCGCGGGCGCACGUGAGAUUUAUGAUGGAAUUGUCUCACGAUAAAGAUAGCGAACGUUGUACCAGGCUAAUGUCCCGCCUUUCUGUGGAGGGAUCAAAAUGUCCAAGGCCACGAAGUAAAGGUGAAACCAGAGGACAAAGAUCUUCUGGUCUCACGCACGAGUGCGGUGUUUUCGGGUGUAUUGCUGCAGGAGAUUGGCCAUCGCAAAUUGACGUCGCUCAAGUUGUUUGUCUAGGUUUAGUGGCGUUGCAACACAGAGGCCAAGAAAGUGCCGGUAUCGUUACAAGCGAGGGCGUCUGCUCCAAGUCGUUCCACGUUCACAAAGGCAUGGGGAUGAUCAAUAAUAUUUUCAACGACGAGAACAUGAGGAAGCUGCGGGGCAAUCUUGGAAUCGGUCAUACAAGAUACAGCACAAGUGCAGCCAGUGAAGAGGUCAAUUGUCAGCCAUUUGUGGUGCACACUGCGCACGGAGCACUGGCGGUCGCUCAUAAUGGAGAAUUAGUUAACACGGAAUCUCUGAGAAAAAUGGUAUUAGGCAGAGGCGUUGGCCUAUCAACGCACUCGGACUCGGAACUCAUAACGCAGGCUCUCUGUUUGAAUCCACCUGAAGGCGAAGUCAACGGGCCGGAUUGGCCCGCGCGCAUCAAGCACCUCAUGCAACUGGCACCGCUGUCAUAUUCCUUAGUUAUAAUGCAAAGAGACAAGAUUUACGGCGUGCGGGAUCCUUACGGAAAUCGGCCUCUUUGUUUAGGGAAAAUUGUACCGCUUGGUAAUCUAGCAAGUAACGAAUCUGACAACGAUGACGAGGAAGCGGAAGGCUGGGUGAUCUCGUCGGAAUCCUGCGGAUUUUUGAGUAUCGGCGCGAGAUACGUUCGCGAAGUAUUCCCCGGUGAAAUUGUGGAACUGACACGAGAGGGCAUCAAGACUAUCGAGAUAGUAGAAAGGCCAAAUAAACGACCACAGGCGUUUUGCAUUUUCGAGUACGUCUACUUCGCUAGAAGUGACAGCAUUUUCGAAGGACAAAUGGUGUAUUCCGUGCGAAUGCAAUGCGGGCGAGUACUAGCGAUAGAAUCUCCAGUUAAAGCGGAUAUAGUAAGCUCCGUGCCGGAGUCUGGAACGGCCGCGGCACACGGCUACGCCAGAGAGUCCAACAUACCUUUCGCCGAGGUGCUUUGCAAGAAUAGAUACGUGGGUAGAACGUUUAUUCAGCCUAGCACGCGACUCCGGCAACUCGGAGUAGCCAAGAAGUUCGGAGCGUUGUCGGAAAAUGUAAAAGGAAAGAAAAUAGUCCUCAUUGACGAUUCUAUUGUCAGAGGAAACACAAUAGGCCCGAUUAUCAAACUACUACGCGACGCAGGCGCCAAGGAGGUUCAUAUUAGAAUAGCAUCGCCACCGUUGAAGUAUCCGUGUUACAUGGGCAUCAAUAUUCCGACGAGGGAGGAACUUAUCGCAAAUAAGCUCGAUAGUGUAAAACUAGCCAAUUAUGUGGGAGCAGACAGUUUGUCUUACCUUUCAGUUGGGGGACUCGUAGAAGCAGUCAGAUAUCGCAUGGAUAAUCGUGAAAGCAAUUACAUUGGACAUUGCAUCGCCUGUCUAACGGGAGAGUAUCCAGAUGAACUUCCUGGUGAUCUUGAUUGGUAGACUAAGAUAAACGACGUUUUCAACUUCUGGAAGCGAUAAAAACACAAUUUUAAUACGUAAAUAACAAAUGUAACAUUUUAUAAUACACAAAAUAAAGUACGUCAUUAUAGAGGCUUAAUAGACAUCUAGAUAUUUGACACAAUUUGCCUAAAUUUUGAUCAUUUAAUGUAUGCAAAAUAAUUAUUCAUAAGAUUAUUGUCUUUUGUAGAAACAAAAUGUACUUUUGGUUCAAUUCAGUAUUUUAUAACUACAUAUUUCACGUAAAAAUUAUAUAUAAUUAUGUAUGUGUGUGAAAAUUAAUCGAAGACAUAUUUUUUAAGUACAAUAUGCAAAUAUUAAUAAUGCUUGAAAUUUGUUCUUUUUAACUGUAUAAUAUAUUUUUUUAUAUUCUAUGAUUUUAUAAGAUGAUAGAAAUGUACAACUCAAGCAUGAAGGGAAAAAGAACGAAAGAAAUAAAUGGAAAAAAAAUUGUAUAAGAUACAAUUAAAGAGAACAGAUUUGUGGGUUAGGAAUAUGGUAAGCUUUUUUGGAUUUAUUUAGUUUAAAUGGAAUUAAAUCAACUAAAAAUAACAAAUAAUGCCCAUUUUGCAUGCAAGGCAAACAUUGAUAGAAUUUCUAUGUCAAUUUUCUUUAUAGUAUCUAUAGGAUAUUGGU
Molecule: messenger RNA, 3190 nt
Organism: Linepithema humile (Argentine ant)
Lineage: Eukaryota; Metazoa; Arthropoda; Insecta; Hymenoptera; Formicidae
Product: amidophosphoribosyltransferase
Biological process (GO): purine nucleobase biosynthetic process; purine nucleotide biosynthetic process
Molecular function (GO): amidophosphoribosyltransferase activity
Source: RefSeq, a predicted model, not a curated record